Molecule: messenger RNA, 2088 nt
Organism: Apaloderma vittatum (bar-tailed trogon)
Lineage: Eukaryota; Metazoa; Chordata; Aves; Trogoniformes; Trogonidae
Gene: GRID1
Product: glutamate receptor, ionotropic, delta 1
Exons: 11
Biological process (GO): modulation of chemical synaptic transmission; monoatomic ion transport; synaptic transmission, glutamatergic
Cellular component (GO): postsynaptic membrane; plasma membrane
Molecular function (GO): transmitter-gated monoatomic ion channel activity involved in regulation of postsynaptic membrane potential; glutamate-gated receptor activity
Source: RefSeq, a predicted model, not a curated record
GUUUCCAACCUGUACCUGUAUGACAGUGUGCUCAUGCUGGCCAAUGCUUUCCACAGAAAACUGGAGGACAGGAAGUGGCACAGCAUGGCAAGUCUGAACUGCAUGAGGAAGUCCACCAAACCUUGGAAUGGAGGACGAUCCAUGCUGGAGACUAUUAAGAAGGGCCAUAUAACUGGACUUACUGGUGUUAUGGAGUUCAGAGAAGAUGGUGCCAACCCCUACGUUCAAUUUGAAAUCCUGGGCACUAGCUACAGUGAAACAUUUGGCAAAGAUGUGCGGAGGUUGGCAACGUGGGACUCUGAGAAAGGACUGAAUGGUAGCCUACAAGAACGACGUCUGGGCAAUGACUUGCAAGGAUUGACACUCAAAGUGGUGACUGUCUUGGAAGAACCUUUUGUGAUGGUGGCGGAGAACAUACUUGGGCAACCGAAACGUUAUAAAGGAUUUUCCAUCGAUGUCCUGGAUGCACUUGCCAAGAAUCUGGGCUUCAAGUAUGAGAUAUAUCAAUCUCCUGAUGGCAAAUAUGGACAGCAGCUCCAAAAUAGCUCUUGGAAUGGCAUGAUUGGAGAACUCAUUAACAAGAGAGCAGACCUAGCCAUCUCAGCCAUCACUAUAACACCAGAACGAGAGAGCGUUGUGGAUUUCAGCAAGCGGUACAUGGACUAUUCCGUGGGGAUCUUAAUCAAAAAGCCCGAAGAGAAAAUCAACAUCUUCUCUCUCUUUGCUCCUUUUGACUUUGCGGUGUGGGCUUGCAUUGCUGCAGCCAUCCCAAUCGUUGGUGUCUUGAUCUUUGUCUUGAACCGGAUCCAGGCAAUCAGGGCUCAGAAUGCUUCCCAGCCUAGCCCAUCUGCUUCCUCCACCCUCCACAGUGCCAUCUGGGUUGUCUACGGAGCCUUUGUUCAGCAAGGGGGUGAGUCUACUGUCAAUUCUGUGGCCAUGCGCAUUGUCAUGGGAAGCUGGUGGCUUUUCACCCUUAUCGUGUGCUCUUCCUACACAGCAAACCUGGCAGCAUUUCUCACCGUAUCAAGGAUGGAUAAUCCCAUAAGAACAUUUCAGGAUCUGUCCAAACAAAUGGAUAUAUCUUAUGGUACAGUCAGGGAUUCAGCAGUGUAUGAAUACUUUAAAGCAAAAGGGACCAAUCCUUUGGAGCAGGAUAACACAUUUGCUGAGCUGUGGCGGACUAUCAGUAAGAAUAAUGGGGCAGAUAAUUGUGUAUCGAACCCUUCCGAAGGCAUCAGGAAGGCAAAAAAAGGAAACUAUGCUUUCCUGUGGGAUGUGACGGUGGUGGAAUAUGCUGCACUGACAGAUGAUGAAUGCUCCGUGACAGUCAUUGGGAACAGCAUCAGCAGCAAAGGAUACGGGAUAGCUCUCCAGCAUGGAAGCCCCUACAGAGACCUUUUCUCCCAGAGGAUCCUAGAGUUGCAAGAAAGUGGAGAUUUGGAUGUUCUUAAACAGAAAUGGUGGCCACGGAUGGGACGUUGUGACCUGAAUAGCCAUACCAAUGCACAGACAGAUGGAAAGGCACUCAAGCUUCACAGUUUUGCAGGCGUUUUCUGCAUUUUAGCAAUAGGCCUUCUUCUUGCAUGCUUGGUGGCAGCACUGGAGUUGUGGUGGAACAGCAACCGUUGUCAUCAAGAAACACCGAAAGAGGAUGACAAAGAAGUGAACCUGGAGCAGGUCCAUAGACGCAUGAACAGUUUAAUUGAUGAAGACAUAGCCCACAAGCAAAUCUCUCCAGCGUCCAUUGAAAUCUCAGCCUUGGAGAUUGGUGGCAUGCAGCCAGCUCAGACCCUGGAGCCGGUACGCGAAUACCAGAACACGCAACUUUCUGUCACCACCUUUUUACCAGAACAGACAACUCAUGGUGCCAGCAGAACACUCACAGCUGCCUCUGGCAGCGCCCCCCCCCUGCCGCUGCCCCUGAGCAGCUCAGCCACCAUGCCCUCCAUACAGUGUAAACACAGGUCACCAAAUGGAGGACUAUUUCGUCAGAGUCCAGUGAAAACCCCAAUCCCAAUGUCAUUUCAGUCUGUGCCGGGGGGAGUCAUUCCAGAAGCAAUGGAGUCCUCGCAUGGAACAUCCAUAUGA